AUGGUGUGCAAGUCUUGUUGUAAAGAAGAGAAGAAGAAAAAAUAUAAGAGGGGACUUUGGUCUCCUGAAGAGGACAGUAUAUUAAGAAGCUAUGUUCUCAAAUACGGCCAUGGAUGCUGGAGCCAAGUUCCUAAACUAGCUGGCCUACAAAGAUGUGGAAAAAGUUGCAGGCCUAGGUGGAUCAAUUACUUGAGGCCAGGGUUGAAACGUGGAAACUUCUCCCUACAAGAACAAAUGAUUAUCAUCAAUACACAUGAAAUUAUAGGCAACAGGUGGUCUGAGAUUGCUUCGAUGCUUCCUGGGCGGACGGAUAAUGAGAUAAAGAAUUUCUGGCAUACCCAUUUGAAGAAGAGGCUCAAAAUGAAUAUUGUGGGCAGUGAUGGCAAUACCCACAAAACUCUUGGCGAGGAAACUUUGGUAUGUAGCAGCACAAGCACAACCAUGGAAGCAAAUGACCUGCAAAUGGGUUUUCUUGAUUCAAAAGACGAGCUUAAUUUGCAAAGCUCAACACCUAGACUUCCUGUGAGGCCUACAAUGCCAUUUACUACUGAGUGUUCAACAAUGCAAUCACAAAUAGGAUUUGAAGAUGUCAAGCCCAAUCCUGUGUCCAAAUGCUUGCCAGAAGAUUGUUCUUUUCUAGGUGUUAUGUUUUCCCAAUGGUUGUACUCAGACCAGAAGGAAACUUCCACCAUUGACAUGGCUUCCAAAACAUUAGAAAUCCCUGAAGAGUACCCACAAUUCACAACCAACUCAGAAAAUUCCAGCUGCCUAAGUUACCAAUCAGAGUUGCUUGCAAUGUCAGACGAGUACCCACUUUCAAAAGAAAUGAAGCACAUUACAAGUUCAGAAUUCACCCCAGGACAACAUGGGCCAAGUGCAAACUUGCCCCCUUCUGAUAGCUGUCUGCCAUGUCAUGAAACUAUUCUCUGCAACGACCUCUCAACAACUUUGGAAAACACAAAUAGUAUUAACUUUGAUGAAUAUUGGGAUAUCAUGAGCCACAAUGAGGUUGAUUUGGGGAUGCAUUGUGACUCUAGUUUGCUUGAGAUCUGCUCUAUGCUGGAUUUGGAUUUGAGCUGA
Messenger RNA from Cryptomeria japonica (Japanese cedar), 1080 nucleotides. Its product is annotated as transcription factor MYB15-like. The transcript is spliced from 3 exons. Bases 1 to 1080 code for a protein of 359 amino acids. The record is from RefSeq and is a predicted model, not a curated record. NCBI's taxonomy places the organism in Eukaryota, Viridiplantae, Streptophyta, Pinopsida, Cupressales, Cupressaceae.